This is a messenger RNA of Chaetomium strumarium, 1889 nucleotides long. RefSeq lists its product as uncharacterized. The record is from RefSeq and is a predicted model, not a curated record. Lineage: Eukaryota; Fungi; Ascomycota; Sordariomycetes; Sordariales; Chaetomiaceae. The transcript has 5 exons. Bases 144 to 1889 code for a protein of 581 amino acids. Gene Ontology annotation, molecular function: dipeptidase activity.
GGGUAGUACCUUAGGCAAGGUAACCCAAUCGCCGGCACAAUGCAGACAGCUUGGCCCGCGCAGCUACUCCCGUGCAAAACACGCUCAGAUGGUGGCGUUGUUGAUUCCAACGAAGUCACUUCAACGCUGCGGCCGCUGUGAUAAUGGACGAAGCUGUGGAAGAAGACGGCUUUAUCCUCGUCCCUCGUGAGGGCAGCGACUACUCCAGGGGCAGCAUGAGCAAGACUGAUAAUGCAGACGAGGAUGGUGUAUCCGUCGAAUACCUCUCCGAAAUCAGCGACUUCAUCGACGGCCUUACCAACUCACUCUGGCCCCUGAACAAGUUCAUACACGAGAGCCCCGAGCUGGCCUUCCGGGAACACAAGGCGCACCAAGCCCUCACCAGCUUCAUGCGGUCGCGGGGAGACAGCUGGCACGUCACCCCAUCGGCCUACGGACUCGAGACGGCGUGGGUGGCCGUGUACGAGAGCGGACGGCCGGGGCCCACCGUCUCAUUCAACGCCGAGAUGGACGCGCUCCCCAACCUGGGCCACGCAUGUGGCCACAACCUCAUCGCCACCGCGUCCGUGGCCGCGGCGCUCGCAACGGCCAAGAUCAUGAAGCGGCACAACAUACCGGGCAAGGUGGUCCUGCUGGGCACGCCGGGCGAGGAAGGCUGGGGCGGCGGCAAGAUCCGGCUGCUGGAGCGCGGCGCGUACCGUGGCAUCGACGUCUCGCUCAUCUCGCACCCGGGCAUCCUGCACAACAGCGCGCUCGUGCGGACCACGGCCUUCAGCCGGCUCGGCGUCGAGUACGUCGGGCGGGCCGCGCACGCGGCCAAGGCGCCCUGGCGGGGGAUCAACGCGCUCGACGCGCUGGUGGUCGCCUACAACGCCGUGUCGGCGCUGCGCCAGCAGACCAUGCCCGGCGACGUCAUUGGCCUGGCCAUCACCGACGGCGGCGGCGACGCGACCAACCUCGUGCACGCCCACGCCGCCUGCGUGUGUGUGCUCCGCGCCCGUACCGCCGCCCGCCUCCGCGUCCUCCAAGACAAAGUAGGCGCCUGCUUCCGGGCCGGCGCCGAGGCCACCGGCGCGCGCGUCACCAUCACGCUCACCCAAGGGUACGACGACCACGUGCCGAACCGCGUGCUGGCCGCCUCGUACGCAAGGGCCUGGCAUCAUAGUAUUCAUCGGCCACCACCACCACCACCACCAUCCGAUCCGCCCAUGCCGCCGCUGCUGCCGCACGAGUUCACCCGGAUCAUGUCGAGCACGGACCAGGGGAAUAUCAGCUAUGCCGUGCCCAGCGUCAACGCGAGCUUCGCGAUACCACCGGGUCCGCUCGGGGGCCAACCGCACAGUCCCGAUUUUGAGGUGGCGUCGGGGACGAGGGAGGCGUUUGGGCGGGCGCUGAGGGUGGGCAAGGCGCUGGCGGGGACGGCGGUGGAUGUGUUGACGAAGGAGGGGUUGCUUGCGGAGGUCAAGAGGCAGUGGAGACGGGAUAUGGAUGAGAUCCAGGAGGAAGAAGGGGGUGGUUUUGCCGUCGCCUUGAUGUCCAGCCUAGCGGUGACCCAGCUGUGGCCCACGGGUUCCAUCCUCACAUCCAUCUUCGCCGACCCGACAAGCAUCAAAACCGAACGCAGCCGGCUCGCAGCUCUGAGCCCACUUUCGCCCCUCGCCUAUCCCGCCGCUGCAGCUCAGGUUGGAUCCGGGGAGCAUGGAAUGCACGGCCUGGAUGUGGGCCGCCCGGUAGCCGCCGCCUCCAUCGUAUGCGGUGCAGCAGAGGCCAUGGAACGUCACGCUCCAGAAGCCGUAGUCGAGGAGGGGUUGGCCGUUUGCUGCGAGAGCGAGGCCCGCGGCAGCAGCGAGGAAAGUGCAGAGACGGAGGUGGAGGAGCAAAAGGAGUGA